GAAUCCAAAUCCCUCCCUUCCUCCUGCGCAGUGACAAACUAGAAAGGAGAAAAAUGGCGAGGGAGAAGAUGAGCCCAGGCGUAAAGAUUCUUUGGCUCUGGACCAUCGGCACCGCUGCUAUUUUGGUUACAAAUGUCGUGAGGACUAGAAUAAGAGACAUGGAACAGAUGAUGAACCCGCAACAACAACAACAAAAGGAAAGUAAUUUAUCUGAUUCAAUCAUCGUUGAGACCUCGCCGGAGUAUGAUGAGGGAAGUAUUAGAGAAGUUAAAUAAUGGGUUUGUAUUGGAUUCCCAGAUUUUGCAUUGUUUACUCCAUUGUAUCGUUUGGUUUUUGAUAAUUGAAUCUUGAUUUCUGUUUGAGAGUAUAGUUGUUGCAAUGUGAUUUGGCUUGAAUUUGUGUUUAUGGUUUCGUUUGAUGCUCAACAGGCUGACCUAUAUUGAGUUUUUUGGUGUGUUCCAUGUGUUUGUUGAAAUGUCUAACUUAGUUAAGGUUCCUGUGAUCUUAAUACAAUUGCGGUGCAGUAGUCUGAGAAGUUCUUUACCCUUUUCUGUCUAUGCUUUUAGUACCCAGUACACCAUAGAGAAAAGUAGUUGCAAUCAUUUGGUGAAAACACAAAUCCAUGGUUACAGUGGUGUGAUGGUUCGUGCAGACUAGCAUUUCAUUUUAGCCAAGUAUGAAUUCUUCCAUGCCAAUGCCACUACAUUUUUCUUUCAUUUGUUUUGUUCUCUUCUGCCUGCUUUCCAUUUUUAUGUUCCCAUCCUGGUUUAAUAGUAUUUAGAGCUAUCAAUCAUGGAUUUAGACGAAACACAUUCAUAUAGACAUAAAUGGAGUAUGACCGUUUAUAAGAUGCAAUGAAUAAAAGCUAUUAACUUCA
Messenger RNA from Rubroshorea leprosula, 877 nucleotides. The record is from the annotation of a GenBank genome assembly. NCBI's taxonomy places the organism in Eukaryota, Viridiplantae, Streptophyta, Magnoliopsida, Malvales, Dipterocarpaceae.